AUGUCAUCCCCAGAACAAGCGGUCCCGCCGCCCGCCGAAGUCAUGACAAUCGCCUCCCCAAUCAACCUAAUCCUGCUCUCUCUCUUCGUGGUCCUGGUCUACUACCAGCUCCGUCCGAAGGCCCCCGUCUCCCUCCCCAAGGGCCCUCCCCCGGUGAUCUUCCGCACCUUCACCCCGACCACCCUCCUCCCGUACAACGGCACCGACGACCAGCCCGUCUACCUGGCUGUGCGCGGCCGGGUCUUCGAUGUCACCCCGGGGAGGAAUUUCUAUGGACCGGGCGGACCGUACGAGAACUUCGCCGGCCGGGACGCAUCGCGCGGUCUGGCCUGCCAGAGCUUCGACGAGGAGAUGCUCACCCAGGAUCUGAAGGGUCCGUUGGAUGACCUGAAGGAUCUGGAUGGCGAGCAGCUGGAGAAUCUGCAGUCGUGGGAGGAGCGCUUCUCGGAGAAGUAUCUGGUCGUGGGGAAGUUGGUCGCUGAGGGUGAGGAGGAGGCUUAA
This is a messenger RNA of Aspergillus heteromorphus CBS 117.55, 501 nucleotides long. Its product is annotated as cytochrome b5-like heme/steroid binding domain-containing protein. Lineage: Eukaryota; Fungi; Ascomycota; Eurotiomycetes; Eurotiales; Aspergillaceae. Gene Ontology annotation, cellular component: membrane; endomembrane system. The transcript is spliced from 4 exons. Bases 1 to 501 code for a protein of 166 amino acids. The record is from RefSeq and is a predicted model, not a curated record.